Molecule: messenger RNA, 1665 nt
Organism: Mangifera indica (mango)
Lineage: Eukaryota; Viridiplantae; Streptophyta; Magnoliopsida; Sapindales; Anacardiaceae
Product: metal transporter Nramp5-like
Exons: 13
Coding region: 1-1665 (554 amino acids)
Biological process (GO): metal ion transport
Cellular component (GO): membrane
Molecular function (GO): manganese ion transmembrane transporter activity; cadmium ion transmembrane transporter activity
Source: RefSeq, a predicted model, not a curated record
AUGGCAAGCCGGAAUCAACAACAACAACCAGAAAUUUCUCAACCAUGGGGCAGCGGGAGCAACCGCAUAGCUGCUAUCAAUGCAGAGGGAACGACACCAUCUCCCAAUGUCACUACCAACAACGAUGACAAAAGUUUUGUCGAUCAGCAGAAACCUGGAUGGAAAAAGUUUUUGGCGUUCGUAGGCCCUGGUUUCCUUGUAUCAUUGGCUUAUCUUGACCCAGGAAACAUGGAAACUGAUUUGCAAGCAGGAGCUAGUCACCAAUAUGAGCUAUUAUGGGUAGUUCUUAUCGGAUUGAUCUUUGCUCUUAUAAUCCAGUCCCUUGCUGCAAAUCUUGGUGUAAGCACUGGCAAACAUUUAUCAGAAUUAUGCAAGGCUGAGUACCCAAGAUUUGUCAAGUACUGCCUGUGGUUGCUGGCCGAAUUAGCUGUCAUAGCCGCUGAUAUCCCAGAAGUGAUUGGGACAGCCUUCGCAUUAAAUAUACUCUUUCACAUCCCAGUAUGGGUUGGAGUUCUCCUCACUGGCUUCAGCACUCUCUUGUUGCUCAGCCUCCAAAGAUAUGGGGUGAGGAAGCUGGAAAUGUUGAUAGCGAUACUUGUAAUCAUAAUGGCUGGUUGUUUCUUUGGAGAAAUGAGUUAUGUAAAGCCUCCUGCAGUCGAUGUCCUUAAGGGCCUGUUUAUUCCCAAGCUUAGUGGCCAAAGUGCUACAGGCGACGCCAUCGCCCUACUGGGCGCCCUCGUCAUGCCGCACAAUCUGUUUCUGCACUCAGCUCUUGUGCUUUCCAGAAAAGUGCCCAAUUCUGUCCGUGGCAUAAAGGAUGCAUGUAGAUAUUUCCUUAUAGAGAGUGGAAUAGCCUUAUUUGUAGCAUUGUUAAUCAAUGUUGCGAUAGUGUCGGUAUCAGGCACUGUUUGCUCAGCCCCAAAUCUCUCAGAAAAUAUCAGUGAUCAAUGCAAUAAUAUUACACUCAACUCCGCUUCUUUCCUCCUCAAGAAUGUGCUGGGAAAAUUGAGCUCAAUUGUUUAUGGCAUUGCCCUUCUGGCCUCAGGGCAAAGCUCCGCCAUCACGGGAACUUAUGCUGGACAAUUUAUUAUGCAGGGUUUCCUGGACAUGAAAAUGAGAAAAUGGCUGAGGAAUUUGAUGACAAGGAGCAUUGCUAUUACACCAAGUCUCAUAGUUUCAAUUAUUGGUGGACCUCAAGGGGCAGGAAGAUUAAUCAUUAUUGCCUCGAUGAUGUUGUCAUUUGAACUGCCAUUUGCUCUCAUCCCUCUUCUCAAAUUUAGUAGCAGUAGCACCAAGAUGGGACCCCACAAGAACUCUAUUUAUAUCAUUGUAAUUUCAUGGAUCUUGGGCCUGGGAAUUAUAGGCAUCAAUGUGUAUUACUUGAGCACAGGAUUUGUAGGUUGGUUAAUCCACAACGACUUGCCCAAAGUGGGAAAUGUGUUCAUCAGCAUCAUAGUGUUUCCUCUUAUGGCCAUUUAUCUAUUAGCAAUCAUCUAUUUGGCUUUCAGAAAAGACACUGUUGUGACGUUUAUUGAGCCCACAAAGGAAGACCCAGUUGCCCAAACCAAUUUGGAGAAUGGGCUUGUAUACCCUAAUAGGCAGAUGGAAUUGGGUCAUGUACCUUACAUAGAGGAUUUAGCCGAUAUCCCUCUACCACCACCGUAG